UCUUCUUCGUUAAUGCGAGGGAGGGAGAGAGAGGGGGAGCUAGGGUUUUGCACACAGAAGGGGGAGAGAGAGAGAGAGAAAGCGGUGGAAGAUGAGCGUGUGGAACUAUGUCGUGACGGCACACAAGCCGACGAAUGUUACCCACUCUUGCGUUGGCAACUUCACUAGCCCUCAGGAGCUCAACCUCAUCAUAGCCAAAUGCACACGAGUUGAGAUUCAUCUUCUCACACCUCAAGGUUUACAGCCUAUGUUGGAUGUUCCCAUAUAUGGAAGAAUUGCUACUCUAGAGCUCUUUCAUCCACAUGGUGAAGUGCAAGAUCUGUUAUUUAUUGCUACUGAAAGAUACAAAUUUUGUGUUCUUCAAUGGGAUCCAGAGACUUCUGAACUUAUUACCAGAGCGAUGGGGGAUGUCUCAGAUCGAAUAGGCCGCCCUACAGAUAAUGGGCAGAUUGGCAUAAUUGAUCCUGAUUGUAGAUUGAUUGGUCUCCAUCUUUAUGAUGGACUAUUUAAGGUAAUACCGUUUGAUAAUAAAGGCCAACUUAAAGAAGCGUUCAAUAUAAGGCUUGAAGAACUUCAGGUUCUGGAUAUAAAGUUUCUUUAUGGCUGUGCAAAACCAACAAUUGCAGUGCUUUAUCAGGAUAACAAAGAUGCACGCCAUGUGAAAACGUAUGAGGUGGUUUUGAAGGACAAAGAUUUUGUUGAGGGGCCAUUGUCACAAAACAAUCUUGAUAAUGGAGCUGGUUUACUAAUACCUGUUCCAAUGCCCUUGGGUGGUGUUAUUAUCAUUGGAGAACAGACUAUAGUGUAUUGCAGUGCAUCUGUAUUUAAAGCUAUCCCAAUUAGACCAUCGAUCACAAGAGCAUAUGGGCGGGUUGAUGCAGAUGGAUCUAGGUACUUGCUUGGUGACCAUGCUGGUCUUCUUCAUCUACUUGUCAUCAUCCAUGAAAAGGACAGAGUAACUGGACUGAAAACCGAGUUUCUGGGAGAAACUUCUAUUGCGUCAACAAUAUCUUAUCUUGAUAAUGCAUUUGUUUUCAUUGGUUCAAGCUAUGGAGAUUCACAGCUUAUAAAACUCAACCUCCAACCUGAUGCAAAAGGUUCAUAUGUGGAAGUUCUUGAAAGAUACGUAAAUUUGGGGCCUAUAGUGGACUUUUGUGUUGUUGACUUGGAGAGGCAAGGCCAGGGUCAGGUUGUAACUUGUUCUGGUGCAUUCAAGGAUGGGUCUCUUCGUGUUGUCCGGAAUGGGAUAGGGAUCAAUGAGCAAGCAUCUGUAGAACUUCAGGGAAUAAAAGGAAUGUGGUCAUUGCGCUCUUCAACUGAUGAUCCAUAUGAUACCUUUUUAGUUGUUAGUUUUAUCAGUGAGACACGAAUUUUAGCAAUGAAUUCAGAGGAUGAAUUAGAAGAGACUGUAAUAGAUGGCUUUAUAUCAGAAGUGCAGACAUUAUACUGCCAAAAUGUGAUCCAUAAUCAACUUGUUCAGGUCACAUCUGGUUGUGUUAGAUUGGUGAAUUCUCUAACUCGGGAGUUGCUGAAUGAAUGGAAGUCACCUUCAGGAUUCUCUAUUAAUGUUGCUACGGCUAAUGCCACUCAGGUUUUGUUGGCUACUGGUGGUGGCCAUUUGGUUUACUUGGAAGUUGGAAAUGGUACGAUUAUGGAGGUGAAGCAUGUGCAACUUGAGUAUGAGAUAUCUUGUCUGGACAUAAACCCUAUUGGAGAAGAUCCUUAUCGCAGUCAGUUAGCUGUAGUUGGAAUGUGGACAGAUAUUAGUGUUCGAAUAUUUUCUCUGCCUGGUUUAGAUAUCAUCACAAAGGAACAUUUAGGAGGAGAAAUUAUCCCCCGUUCUGUCCUUUUGUGUGCUUUUGAGGGGGUUCCAUACCUGCUAUGUGCUCUUGGAGAUGGGCACUUGUUUAAUUUUUCGUUGAAUAUGACUACCGGCGAACUCUCAGACAGGAAAAAGAUUUCUCUUGGUACACAACCUAUCACACUUCGUACAUUUUCCUCAAAGAAUACUGUACAUGUCUUUGCUGCAUCAGAUCGGCCUACUGUUAUCUACAGUAGCAAUAAGAAAAUGCUGUAUAGCAAUGUAAAUCUGAAAGAAGUUAACCACAUGUGUCCUUUCAAUUCUGCUGCAUUCCCGGACAGCCUGGCUAUUGCAAAAGAAGGAGAACUUACAAUUGGCACUAUUGAUGACAUCCAAAAGCUUCACAUACGCACAAUCCCUUUGGGUGAACAUGCUCGUCGUAUAUGCCAUCAAGAGCAAUCUCGGACCUUUGCUUUCUGCAGUGCUAGGCACUAUCAUUCUGGGAUGGAUGAGCCAGAGGUCCACUUUGUCCGUUUAUUGGAUGAUCAGACAUUUGAGAUUAUUUCAUCAUAUCAGCUUGACACUUAUGAAAAUGGCUGCUCAAUUCUUAGCUGUUCAUUUUCUGAUGAUAAUAAUGCGUAUUAUUGUGUUGGUACGGCAUAUGUUCUCCCGGAGGAAAAUGAACCUAGCAAGGGUCGUAUAUUGGUGUUUACUGUUGAAGAUGGUAAAUUACAACUUAUAACAGAGAAGGAAACUAAAGGGGCAGUAUACACGCUCAAUGCGUUCAAUGGAAAGCUGCUGGCAGCAAUAAACCAGAAGAUCCAAUUAUAUAAGUGGACUCUUCGUGAUGAUGGUUCUCGUGAAUUGCAGUCAGAAUCAACUCAUCAUGGGCAUAUAGUUGCACUGUAUGUUCAAACACGUGGCGAUUUCAUUAUUGUUGGCGAUUUAAUGAAAUCCAUUUCUUUAUUGAUAUACAAGCAUGAAGAGGGUGCUAUAGAGGAGUGUGCCCGUGAUUAUGGUGCUAACUGGAUGACGGCGGUUGAGAUACUAGAUGACGACAUUUAUCUUGGUGCGGAGAACAACUUUAAUAUUUUUACUGUUCGAAAGAACAUGGAUGCAGCAACUGAUGAAGAACGCAGCCGACUAGAGGUGGUGGGGGAAUAUCACCUUGGAGAGUUUGUUAAUAGGUUUCGGCAUGGCUCCUUGGUCAUGAGAAUGCCAGAUUCAGAUUCUGGUAACAUCCCUACUGUCAUCUUUGCCACAAUAAAUGGCGUGAUUGGUGUUAUAGCUUCACUGCCCCAUGACCAGUACCUUUUUCUUGAGAAGUUGCAAAUGAACUUGAACAAGGUGAUAAAGGGUGUUGGAGGGCUCAGCCAUGAGCAAUGGCGCUCAUUUUGCAAUGAGAAAAAGGUAUCAGAGCCAAGGAAUUUCCUUGAUGGCGACUUGAUUGAGUCAUUCUUGGAUCUAAAUCGGAACCGGAUGGAGGAAAUAUCAACAGCUAUGGCGGUUCCAGUAGAGGAGCUAUGCAGGAGAGUGGAAGAGCUGACUAGGCUGCAUUAGGAGGUUGUGACAUAAGCAAGGCAUCAGUUCUCCAUGAAUUUUUCCUCUUCGUCUGCAAGGUAAGCCAUUUCUCUGGCUUAUGUUGGAGAAAGCCCCACUUCCGUGAAGUGGCGAGGAAAUCAUGGUACCGCACUUUGUCAUGCAUACCGGUUGAGUGGCCUCCAAGUCCAAUGCGAGAUAUGUUGUUUAUGCGCCUACAACCAAGUGUAGGCUUGUGAAAGUGUCAAAAACCCCCCUCUAUAAGGGGACAUCCGGAUCAGAUCGGGGAAUCGGAAAUCCAAGUUGACGUGUAAAUUGACUUGUGCUUUGCCCCCUUGUUUGUAUUAUCCUGUCCGAGCUCUGUUUCACUUGACUACCCCUCAUUCAGGAAUUCUACUUGCUAAUGACUGGUGUAAGUGGUAAAGCUGAGUAUGAUUCUUUUGUUGUUUUAAGAAAGAAAGAACUUUCUUA
Molecule: messenger RNA, 3811 nt
Organism: Nymphaea colorata (pocket water lily)
Lineage: Eukaryota; Viridiplantae; Streptophyta; Magnoliopsida; Nymphaeales; Nymphaeaceae
Product: DNA damage-binding protein 1
Exons: 20
Coding region: 92-3361 (1089 amino acids)
Cellular component (GO): nucleus
Molecular function (GO): protein binding; nucleic acid binding
Source: RefSeq, a predicted model, not a curated record